AUGGUUGCAACAGAAGAGCCAGAGACGAUGUCUCAAACCGGAGUCUCCGAAGGAAAAUAUGCUGAAGUUAAAACACCGUACUCUAUCUAUGCCUCCGAAAAUCUUGGAGCUAUGAUUACAUCGGUGGUGUUGAAGGGAGAGAACUACAAUGAAUGGUCUAGUGAGAUGACGAAUGCACUCAGAGCAAAGCGAAAAUUGGGUUUCAUCGAAACAUCGAUUGAGCCUCGUGUUAGGUCCACGGUCACGUUCAUUCAAGAUGCACACAAGUUGUGGGAGAAUCUUAGAAAACGGUUCUCAGUUGGGAACAAGGUGAGAAUUCAUCAUCUUAAAGAGCAACUAGCAGUUUGCAGACAGGAAGGACAUGCAGUUAUCGAUUACUUUGGGUGUUUGUCGAAGCUGUGGGAAGAACUGGACAUGUAUAAGCCACUUCCAUCGUGUACCUGCAGUGCGAUUGCAGAGUUUGAGAAGGAUAGAGAAGAGAAGAAGAUACAUCAGUUUGUUAUGGGUUUAGAUCAAACUCGAUUUGGGGGAAUGUGUCAAGGAAUCAUCUCAUCUGACUCGACACUUGACAUUGGUGAAAUUUACUCCAAAGUUGUUAGAGAAGAACAACGCCUCAACUCGAUUAGAGAACACGAAACACAACAGAAUGCUGUAGGCUUUGUGGCCAAGAAGGAGCUCGGAUCAACCAAUGGAGAUCAGACGACGCCACAUACAGAUUCUGGAAGAAGAGAUCGUGUUACUCAGUGUGCUCAUUGCGGUCGCAGUGGUCAUGACAAGGCAAACUGUUGGCAGUUAGUCGGUUUCCCGGACUGGUGGGAAGAUCGAGCAAACAGAAGAGACAGAGGAAGUAACAGAGGUGGCGCCAGAGGUGGACGUGGACGAGGUGCAUUCCCGUCCGAUAGGAAAAGGAGCAGUGGAGCCAAGGCGCAUGCUACCACAUCUAACUCUUCGUCGUUCCCAGAGUUCACACAGGAACAAUGGAGAGCACUGUCACAAUUGCUUUCCGAGAACGCAAACUCUUCUUCCGACAAACUCUCUGGUAAGAGUAAGUUUGGUGAUCUUAUUCUGGAUACGGGAGCUUCGCAUCACAUGACCGGUGAAAUCUCGUUCCUAGAAAAUGUCGAGAGCAUAGCUCCGUGUCCGGUGGGCUUUGCAGAUGCCAAUAAGACUUUUGCCACGCAUGUUGGAAGUUUUAAACUUUCAGAUCGAAUUGUACUCGAUCAGGAUCGUUUCUCGAGGACCCUGAUUGGAGCCGGUAGAGAGCGAGAUGGGGUGUAUUACUUUAAGGACGUCAUAGCUGCAAGGGUUCAUCGCAUGGCUACUCCAGUUGUCAGUGCAGUGGAUCAGUUACGGUGGCACCAGAGGCUCGGACAUCCUUCAUCUUCAGUUUUAUCGGGCAAAGCAAACUAG
Messenger RNA from Brassica napus (rape), 1410 nucleotides. RefSeq lists its product as uncharacterized. The record is from RefSeq and is a predicted model, not a curated record. The transcript is spliced from 4 exons. NCBI's taxonomy places the organism in Eukaryota, Viridiplantae, Streptophyta, Magnoliopsida, Brassicales, Brassicaceae. The coding region runs from base 1 to 1410 and encodes 469 amino acids.